Molecule: messenger RNA, 2771 nt
Organism: Rhopilema esculentum
Lineage: Eukaryota; Metazoa; Cnidaria; Scyphozoa; Rhizostomeae; Rhizostomatidae
Source: RefSeq, a predicted model, not a curated record
GCCCAUAAUCAAUUUCAUAGCAACAUGGAACUUCAAGUUCAAGUCACUUCAAGAUAGAGAAACCGUAUCAAAAAGCCUGUAGAAUCGUGGCAUGAAGGGCUAAGAGGAAUCGUUAUACGUGGACCUCGUACAGAAUUCUCACUUACAAACUCACUCGUCUUAACGCUGCCGAUGAUAUGUUCCUGUCCUUUUGAAAUGAGAAGAAUGGGUCAGCUCUUAUUACUGUCAUGUUACCGGAUAAAGAUUUGCAACUAAAGUAUCAUUUCUAAGCAAUAUACCAUAUUAAUGAAAAGAUGGCGCUUGAGUUCUUCGGAGGUUUGAGUCAGACAAUUGUCGGUGGUAUUGGAACCGCGAUUACUUUUGGCUUAAAUGAUGACGUAAUAAAGUGGACAAAAAAAGGCGCUGCCAAGGUAGUGGAUUAUGCAGAUAUAGCCUGGGGAAAAGACGGACAAAUAACUAAAUUUGCGGAAAGUUUACCAGUUAUUGGCUACGUUGCGUCAGCUGGCCAUGGUAUAGCGGCUGCUGUAACAGGAGACAAAAGAAACUUACAGAGGGCAAGGAGGGCAUGCGCAUCCUCUACUAACUCGACACUUGUUACCGCAGCUGCGGUCGGCGGCACUCUUCUUGGAGGACCUGCAGGUACGGUUGGGGUAGUGGCCGGAGCAUUUUCAGGAGGAGUUCUAGGAAGUGCUGCUGGGCACUGUGCAGAGCGAGGCAUCAAUCAUGCAAAUGACUACGCAUUCCAGACGUCUGUUGGCACAUUCAAAGACUUCAAUGCAGGUAGUUUCAUGGCAGAAGUAUGCAUCGAUGGCACAUUGAGUGCAUUGAGUAGUGGAGUUAGCCAAACUAUUGCUAAACAGGCUGCUAGAGCUGCUGUUGGUCCAAGCCUAAAAGCGUGUGGAGGUGGUGGAGCUAAAAGAUUUGUCACAAAACGUUGUGUGGAGGCAGCAGUCCGUCAACCAAUAAUGUCUAUUGCGGAUAAAGGAGCAAAUAAAGCUAGAGAAAUGGCUACAGCUAGAACUAUCUGUGCAACAAGCCGACACCGGGACACACGUUCUCAAAACUCUCUUCAUCUUCAAAAACAGUCUUUCUAAAAGUUCCUUGGACAAUAGCCUGUGCUACACAGAUGCCGUCUUUUCAAGGCAAUGACUAAGCAAUGCAACCUGACUUUGAAAUGUCAGCUGACGAUCGUAAAUACUUGUAGUCCUAACCUUCUAAUUAGCAAUGUUCAAGCGAAAGAACAAGCAGAAGAUUAAUCAAUGAGAAGAAAGAAGUAUUGUAAAAAGAUUGUAAAAUGACCUGUUUUUCAAUAAAAUGACAUGAUGCCGUUUUCUUGGAGUACAACCAACCAUAACCAACGUAAGCAGAUUCAAUCAGGGCAAUAACGGGCUAAAUGUUUCAUCGCUUAUCUCCGGUUAACGACCGAAUUUUAAAAAUGGGGACGACAAGGUUUUAGAUAUACUCCUUUGCUAUGCAUAAUUGUAUGAAGCACUUCAAUAAUGACAAUUUUCGCGUUCAGCGUUAACUUUUUAUGGCGCCGGUUUUUCCCCACAGCUUUUGAUAGGAGGUGCGAGCGUUACUGUUGCGGCUGAUUCGGUGCCAUUUUCUCUUCAGACUUUUAUUGUCUUUGACGCUAUACCAUUGGCUGGUUUAAAAUGUAAACAAACAGUCUGAUUGGCUCAAAACAUUUUUCAUCCUUGUCGUAUUGUAUUGAUCACAGUCAAAAUUAAUUUUAUAAAGCUGAAAUUGACGUGAGAAACUGGCGUUAUGAUUGUUGUAGAAGAAAAGUGGCUGUUGUAUUGUUCAUUUUCUUGAGCGUGAAUUUAAUCAGUGUUUUUUCCCUCGCUCUGAUGCAUGAAAAAAAUUAAAGCAAGGCGCUGAAAACCACAUUUCCUCUAAUGAAUGCUGCCCUCUAUUGAGGGCAGCAUUCAUUAGAUCUCUAUUCCUCUAAUGAGGAAUAGCCCUCUAUUCCUCUAAUGAAUGCUGCCCUCUAUGGAGGGCCGCACCUUCAGCCAACCCUUUGAAAAAACGCCGCCCUCUUGAUAAGCGCCGCCCAUUAUUGAACGCCGCAUCUUAGAAAGCAGCCUUCAUUAGAAAACACACCAAACAAGAAGUAACGAAUCGAUCAUACGCUUACUAUUCGAAAGCUGUGAAAGUUUUUAUGUCAUAGAGACGAGGACUCUGAUGCAGACAGGGACCUUGACAUUCCUUGACAUUUCCAUAACGUUCACACAACCUUCAUUACGUGUUUUAGGGAAAUGAAAACAUUGAUUAAAGUCUGUUUUAUCUUUUUUCAUCGCACUUUUCUUGUCAUUUUUCAUUUGCAUUUGACAAACCUUUCAUUUUGUAUUGAACGCCGCCCUCUUUUGAACGUUGCAUCCAAAAUUUAGAGCUUGUUAUAAACGCCGAGGCGUUCUUUAAAGGAAAUAAGGUAUCUAACUUGCUGUUUUCAGCUGAGAGCCAAAACCACUCAAGCGAAAAUACUGGCAAAAAGACGAUCCUGCGUAAGGGCUCAGUACGGGAAAUUGCAAGACGGAUGAGAAUAGACCGUUUUUUAAAAUCAGCAUAAUUUUUAGAGAUAAUUUAUAGUGUGUCAUAUUCAUUUCGAAGGUUUUGAACAAUAAAUUGUUUUGAUAAACAGGGUUUUAAUAUUUUUAAAUAUUUUUUCUGCGGCGCUCGUAAAGGCACUGGCCUAGGAACUCAGAAAUGCACAAUAACUCUAGGACUCAAAAUGGUAAAUCUGAGUCUUUUGCAAUCAACUUAUUUUUCCU